UAGCGGCCGCUGGGCACGUGACCCCGGCGCGGCGGGGCGCACUGCAGCCGCCCCCGCAACAGCGCACCGUUCCGCCCGGCCCGCCUAGGCCGCACCGCCGCGCCACGACUGUUGGGGUUACAGGUCAAUACCUGGGCCUCUGCUGUCUCCCAGUCUUCCUGCGUUGGUCUGACCUGUUCAUGUCAUUUCUGUAGCUUUCAAGGCUCUGAAUGGCUAGUGAAGAGAGAUGUUCAACCUAAUGGCCAAUUGUUGCACCUGGUUAAAACGGUGGCAGGAGCCUGUCAGGAAGGUGACAUUAAUAAUGGUGGGUCUUGAUAAUGCUGGUAAAACUGCUACAGUCCGAGGAAUUCAAGGAGAGUCUCCUGAAGACGUAGCUCCAACGGUGGGGUUUUCCAAGAUUGACCUUAAACAGGGACGCUUUGAAGUCACCAUUUUUGAUUUAGGAGGUGGAAAACGAAUUCGGAACAUAUGGAGAAAUUACUAUGCUGAGUCAUAUGGUGUAAUAUUUGUUGUGGAUUCUAGUGACAUUGAAAGAAUGGAAGAAACAAAGGAAGCCAUGACUGAAGUUUUAAACAGCCCUAAGAUAUCAGGGAAACCCGUGUUAGUGCUGGCAAAUAAGCAGGACAGAGAAGGAGCUCUGUCAGAAGCAGAUGUAAUCGAGACCUUAUCUCUGGAAAAGCUUGUCAAUGAACACAAAUGUCUGUGUCAGAUUGAACCUUGCUCAGCUGUCAUGGGCUAUGGGAAAAAAAUUGAUAAAUCAAUUAAAAAGGGUUUAUAUUGGCUUCUGCAUAUCAUAGCAAAAGAUUUCGAUGCCUUAAAUGAGCGCAUCCAAAGAGAUACUACAGAACAAAAGGCAUAUGAGGAACAAAAGAAACGAGAACGAGCUGAGCGAGUGAGAAGGAUACGAGAAGAAAGGGAAAGAGAAGAAGGAAGAAGUGUACAAGAUGAGGAGGACCCUGAGCCUGGGAAUUCUGAAAACCCUUUCCAGCCUAUAGCUGCAGUAAUCUCUGAGAAUGAAAAACAAAUUGAGAAGGAAAAGAAGCGGCAAAGGUUGGAGACUGAAAAGGCGACUGUUGUUUCAGCAUCUCGAACAGAACAGGAACAAGUGGAUGCUCAGCAAUUAUCAAUUAACGGUAGUCAAGAAACAAAUGAUACCAGACUAGAAACAUGCAAUUCUACUACUGCACAACAUUUGCAGCAUGAAGAAAAUGAGCAGCAAACCUCAGAAAGCCUUGACUCAGAUAACAGUAAGAAGAAAAAUAAAAAAACAAAAUUAAAAAGAGGCCACAGAGUAGAACCCAUUAAUGGAGAUGAUGCAGUUCCCCCAAAUCCUACACCACCACCAGCUCUUCCACCAGUUGGAUGGGGAACUCCUAAACUUAAUAGACUUCGAAAACUCGAGCCUCUUGGUGAAACACAUCAUACUGAUUUCUAUGGAAAACCUCUGCCACCAUUAACUGUACGCCAAAGACCAAACAGUGAUGCCCAUGAUGUCACUGCUUAACUGGAUCCCAGAUAACAAUGAAAAAGCAUGGUCAAGAAAUUGUAUUGUAAAAUGGGUUUUGUCCAUGAAGGGAAAUUUUUAAAAUGACAGUCUAUGAGCUUCUUGCAAAGUAAAAAUUUGGUAACAAUUAAACACAGAGUUCAUUCUAUUCUACUUUGUCAUUUACUUUUCACAUCACCAGCACUUCAGGGUGAAGAAAGCAUGAAAGCAAGGAAGAUCUGUGUUUUCAUGGAAGCUCCUAUGAACACAGUACGGAAUACAUGUUGGGUUUACUUGUGAAAAUCCAUAGCUAUAAACCCGAAGAAAAAUACCUUCAAGAUGAUAAAAUAUUGGAUUGUAUGUUCUCUUUGACACCUUUCACCAGGUGCUGUGCAGUGGUUGAUAUUUUUGCAGCUAAUAAAUGGUUCUAAUGCAUUUUUUUAUGUAUGUUAGGGUGAAUACAGGCAGGUUAAACAACAAAUAUCAAGUAUAUUUUUCUAACUUUUUAUAAAACUAUUUGAAAAUAUAUGUGGAUUUUCCUACCUACUAUCAAUAAAACAACACCCAGAAAGCAUUAGAAAGCUGAUACCUAAAUACAUGCAAGUAAAAUGUGUUUGGCUUAACAUUUUUCUUACAGUAGCAAUAUCUCUUAUUAGGGAUUACAUUACCUUUAUUACUUAUUUCUGGCAAUCCGAAGGGAGGUAGGUAGAAAGGAAACUUUAAUAUAAAUACAUUUUUUACAAAAUUAA
Messenger RNA from Lagopus muta (rock ptarmigan), 2232 nucleotides. RefSeq names its product ADP ribosylation factor like GTPase 13B (gene ARL13B). The transcript has 11 exons. The record is from RefSeq and is a predicted model, not a curated record. Lineage: Eukaryota; Metazoa; Chordata; Aves; Galliformes; Phasianidae. Bases 227 to 1504 code for a protein of 425 amino acids. Gene Ontology annotation, molecular function: GTP binding; GTPase activity. Gene Ontology annotation, biological process: receptor localization to non-motile cilium; non-motile cilium assembly. Gene Ontology annotation, cellular component: motile cilium; ciliary membrane; non-motile cilium.